Molecule: messenger RNA, 2309 nt
Organism: Larimichthys crocea (large yellow croaker)
Lineage: Eukaryota; Metazoa; Chordata; Actinopteri; Sciaenidae
Product: torsin-1A-interacting protein 2-like
Exons: 9
Coding region: 191-1615 (474 amino acids)
Biological process (GO): membrane organization
Cellular component (GO): membrane
Molecular function (GO): ATPase activator activity
Source: RefSeq, a predicted model, not a curated record
CAAAGGUUCCGGAUGGUGAUCUUGUUACAAACACAGGAACUGCUGAAGGUUCCGCUUUAUCAUGAGAGAACUCCGACCCUGUCAUACACGUAGCUAAUAAAGAUAAGGAGGGCGCUAUGUUGGUCAUAUUGAACGGAGUGUCGAAGCUUUGAACCAUCUUGAGUGAAGUGCCCGGCUCCCAUUCAAAGACAUGGCAGAGCACGUCACCGAUCAGCACACACCAGAUUUUACAGCAAAAGAAGUCAACAGUCAACGAGAGUCACCAAAUAUGGAUCAUGUCCCUGAAAGUGACAAGAACAAACUGGAAGAUGCCGGUGAUGCUCGAAAUGAAAAGCAGAAGCACACAGAAGACCCUAAAAAUGAUAAGGCCGAAGACAAGAACCAGCCUGAUGUUCAAAAUUCGGCUUCAUCAUCUCUGUCCCCGCACAAAGAGGCUGAAAAUAACAAUGGUGAAGAAGAGGAGCAGGCUGUUGACAAAAAGGCUGAAACUGACCAUGGUGAAGACAAGGAGGAGGAUGAAAACGAUCCUUUGUCUCCAGUGCCAACACAACAGCAGAGAAGUGAGGAUAACCAAGAAAAUGGAUCCAAUGUAACUGAAGAAACUUCAAACACGUACAACACAGACACAAACACAGAGGCUGAAAAUAACAGUGGUGAAGAAGAGGAGCAGGCUGUUGUCAAAAGUGAUGAAAGUGGUCCGUAUAUACAGAAGAACGAAACCUCCUCACAGGGAGGAACGCCACAAAUCUCAGAUAAGGUUGAAACAGUUGGCCCUACCACUCAGGAGACUAUUGAACCUCCAGAUCCAGUGGAUACUAGAAGUCCUGGAGGAAUUAUCGGAUACCUGAGUGUGGUUAUGGUUAUUGUUGCCAUCGUGGGAGCAGCUGCUAUUAACCAUUUCUACCAACCUGAGUCUCCACCUCAGAUUGAAAUUUGGAGACCAACAGUUCAAUUCCUCAAGGAGAUGGAUAAAUUAAAGACCAGGUUCCCUAACCAGCGUGCUGAGCUUUGGAAUAGGAGCAGGAUCCACCUGAUGAGGCACCUCCAGACAGCCCACCCCACAGAGCCAGUCAGUUUGAUCUUGACUGCGGGCGUCAGAGCCGAGAAGACACUGCACUGCCUGGCUCAGGGGUUUGCCUCCGCCUUCUCGUCUGCCUUCAACGCCUCAGUCCUUGACAUCGAUGGAGCCAGUAAAGCUAGCCAGGACAGCGACGAGGUCAAAUUGGACAUUGACAGGAAGUUGCAGGGAGCUUUCGAAGGAAACACACCUGUGGCCAUCAUCCAUCGCUUUGAAGAGCUGCCCCCAGGCUCCACCCUUAUUUUUUAUCGCUACUGCGACCACGAGAACGCCGCCUACAAGAAGACAUUUCUGAUCUUCACAGUGCUGCUGGGGGAAGAAAAGGAGAUUCCUGCCGAGAGUCAUCUGAGUGCUGUGGAGGAGAUGGUGGACGACCACCUUCAGAAUAAGUUUCUCUCUCAUGACCACCCUGUGUCUUUUGACAGGAUGGACCUUGACAAGUACGGUGGACUGUGGAGUCGUAUUUCUCACCUCAUCCUGCCUGUCACGACAGAAGAAAGGAUAGGACAUGAAGGAUGCGAAUAUAAUAGGACAUGAAUAAUCAAUCUAAUUUUAACAUUUAGCCCAAACUCUAAACUCACCACCUGUCUAUCAGCUUGCUCACUGGGAGACUUACUGUUUUCACUCUGAGUUUCAAAGUUUUCUUGGGCACAGACUCUGAACCUCACUACAUAUGAAGGCAUCAGGUAGACCCUUAGGGAUUAGUAAGGUUGGGCUAUUGGGUAUUUGCAAACUUUUAUUUGGACUUUUAUCGUGUAAAAAUAUUUAAGAUAAAGGGAGCGAGACUCUCUUGUUUUAAUACUUUGAUUAAAUGUAAUUUUAGACAAAUUGCAAAGUAAAAGAACGAUUCAACUGGGGGUUUGUGGAUUUUACAGUGUAUGUGCAAUUUUGAUUGAAACUACUUCAGAUUGUGCAAAUUUUAAAAGUUAUUUAAUGUAAGAUUGUUCUCCUAUGGAUAAUGAUACAGAUAUGUGCGAUGUUCUUCUAUGGAUAAUGAUACAGAUAUGUAUGAUGUAUAGGCCAGACCUAUUCUUUUGGUAUCACAACACAGGGAUUAUUAUUUUUAAUGACAAAUGUCCAUCUCCAAUCUACACGGCACCACACGCCUUAACUGAUAUUACCAUGCUCCAUUUUUAAAUACAUGUAUCACACUAAAGGAACACGUUUGAUUAAAGAUAUGUGCAUAAAUUGAAUGUGCCUUAAAGUACAAAUAAACAAGUAAAUUACUGUA